Molecule: messenger RNA, 618 nt
Organism: Beta vulgaris subsp. vulgaris (sugar beet)
Lineage: Eukaryota; Viridiplantae; Streptophyta; Magnoliopsida; Caryophyllales; Amaranthaceae
Product: putative pectate lyase 11
Exons: 2
Coding region: 1-495 (164 amino acids)
Molecular function (GO): pectate lyase activity
Source: RefSeq, a predicted model, not a curated record
AUGUAUAAUCAAGAGAAACUUGUAUGUGUGCAGGUAUUUUUGUUUGGUGCAUCUGACCAGCAUUCUGAAGAUAGGAAAAUGCAAAUAACAAUUGCAUACACUCAUUUUGGGAAAGGAUUGGUACAAAGGAUGCCAAGGUGCAGAUUAGGAUUCUUUCAUAUAGUUAACAACGAUUAUACUCACUGGCUCAUGUAUGCCAUUGGUGGUGGUAUGAACCCAACCAUCAUCAGCGAAGGCAACCGAUUCAUAGCUCCUCCAGACCUAAGAGCUAAAGAGGUUACACACAGACAAAAACCCAAUUCAGCAUGGGAUAGUGGGACAUGGAUUUCACACGGAGAUAUGUUGGUGAAUGGUGCCACCUUCCAACAGUCGCCCUCCAUUCUUCAACUACGCCCAUACGCCGGUAAGAUGGUAUUUCCGAUGUCGGGAAAAUACGCUGGACGUGCAACCAAACAUGCAGGACCAUUGAAAUGUAUACCUAGACGACGUUGCUGACAUAAGUUGUAUCAAUGUUACUGUAGAUUUGAUUUUUUUGUCCCCUUUUUUCUUGUGUUAUCGUCUCGAUCACCACCAAUCAGAAAAAUGGAAAAUUAACAAAUCAAGAAAACUAUGUAACGU